AGAAGACAACUUGUGUGUCUUUCAAUUUUAGGGUUUAUGUCGACUAUGGAGAAGGAUAAAAGUGAAAUUGAAGUAGGCUCCGACUUGGGAAACAACGAUUCAACAACUCAAGAGAAGGUACACUUGAUUCUCAUAAGGUUGAUCUCUAUCGUUGACAUAUAUAUGUUUGAACACUCUAAAGUUAUGUGUGAUUCUUCAAGUCCUCCUUUGUUUGAUGAUUUGCAGAAAACGGAACGGUCAUUAGCUGAAACAUGCAGAUAUGAUGAGAUUAAUCUUGCAAUAAAAGAGGGCAAACCUUAUAGAAUCACUUGGGAAGUUGUGCCAUUGAGGACACUUGCGCUAAUGAAGGAGAGGGGCUUGCUUAUAGUAGAUGAUGAUGUUGAGAAGGCUGAUGAUGAUGACGACGACGAUGAUGAUGAUGAUGAUGAUGAUGAUGAUGAUGAUGAUGAUGAUGAUGAAGAUGACGAUGAGCCAACUGAUGAGAAGAUGCUUGAGACAGAGACCAGUGGCCGUGGUAAGAGGAGAAGAGUAGAACAAGAGCACCGCCCAGAUCUCAACAAGACUGCAGCUCCUAGAGGAUCAGCUGAGGAUAAUGUUUUACCUUUUACGAAGACGUUACCUUCGUGGAAAGAGUAUGAGUCUGAUGAGGUCUACAAAAGAACACCACAACGUCCGCACUUCCCAUCAUUGGCUUACUCGUGUGAACUUUUUCGUGAAGGGAUUGCAGCCGGUCUGACUGGAGCUUUUAUCAAAUGUGUAAAGACAGUAGAUGAUAUGGGUGAGGAAACUCCAAGAAGCAAACUAGAUGUCUACAAAGAGACAUUUGUCAUGCUAGAGGAGCAGGGAUUCGACGUUAGAGCGCCUCUAUCACGGAUCAACGAGCUGUUAUCUCUCCAAAAUGGGCUACCAAAUAUGUUGAAGAAAGAGAUGAGAGGUGAAUCGUCCAACAAAAAAGCCAAAGCUGGACUGAACAAGAAGCCUUCUUUCAAGACAAAGGAGAUGGCAAGAAAAUCCACUGUGAAACAAGAUAGGCUGAAUUUUUUGUACGAGAAACAAAGAGAGAUAAGAGAACGUUCUAGCAAAGAACCAAAGCUGAACAAGAGUCUGGUGAGGUGCAAAAGCAGCUUUGAAGACAAGGAGACGGCCAAAUAAGAGAUAUGGGGUCAUGGGUGUGGAGACUCCUUGGUAAGUUAAGAAUAACUAUGAUUUUAUCCU
Messenger RNA from Arabidopsis arenosa, 1215 nucleotides. The record is from the annotation of a GenBank genome assembly. NCBI's taxonomy places the organism in Eukaryota, Viridiplantae, Streptophyta, Magnoliopsida, Brassicales, Brassicaceae.